AUGAGAGAAGAAGCAAAGUCCAAAACUGGUGGAGGAACUGCUCUUCAGAAAACAGUUAAAAUCACUGGAUUUUCUAAAAAUUCAGUGAUGAAAAUUGUGAUGGAAGGAAAGGAGUUGCCUGAGGGAUCUGAAUUCGAAACACUUGUCCUUCCAAGAUACACUGGAGAUCGCCAAGUUGUUUUAAAUGUUGAUAGCUUUGAUAGAGCUGCUAUCCGGAGGAAAAUUUGUCUUAUAAAGUCAAGGAAGCAGUACAUUAUUCUUGGCAAUCUCCUUCCUGAGAUAAAAGCUGAUUGCAAUUUUAAAGGAUCAAGAUCAUCCCUCCACCGCUUAUUACGGAGCAUGAACUAUAGGUUUAGGAAGGUCGUCAACAAGAGGAUCUACUACGAGCAGCCUCACAUCAUCAAACAACGCAAGGAAUAUUUGAUUAGAAUGCACAACAACCGUAGUGGAGAGAACAGGCCAGUCAUCUACCUUGAUGAAACAUGGAUGAAUGCUCAUGAUGGGAAGGAUAAACAAUGGGUACAACCAGACACACUAACUGGUGGUACAAGUGGUGGAGUUACUAAGCCAUACGGAAAGGGCAAGAGACUGAUCAUUCUUCAUGCAGGAUCGGAAAAUGACUGGGUACCAAAUGCAGAACUGGUAUUUCAGUCUGGGGGCACUUCAGAUGACUACCACAAGGAUAUGAAUCACCAGGAAUUCAAGCGAUGGUUCAAAGAUCAACUACUUCCCAAUAUUCCAGUGAACUCUAUAAUAGCAAUGGACAACGCAUCAUAUCAUUCAAGGAGAUUUGAACCACUGCCUACUUCAUCAUGGCGUAAAGGUGAUAUGAUCUCGUGGUUAGUAAACAAGAGCAUACCAUUUCCAGCUGGAUCUAACAAGAAGGCCCUUUACACCAUUAUAAAGCAACAUAAGAGUAAAUAUUUGCAGUAUGCUAUAGAUGAGAUGGCAAAGAGUGCUGGUCAUGAAGUGGUGCGGCUUCCAGUAGGACACUGUGAACUUAACCCUAUUGAAAUGGCAUGGUCCCAAGUUAAAGGAUAUGCUAAAAAACAUAAUACACAAUUCACACUUGAAGCAUUGGAGCCUCUUGUUAAAGAUGGUAUCGCACAAGUUACUCCAGAAAGAUGGCACAGUCUUGUUCAGCACGUACGUGAGAAGGUGGAGGAUCGAUACUACGAAGCAGACAGACUAUCGUAUGUAGUUACCGUACCUGACUUUUCAAUUCGAGUUGGUGACUCAUCAACUGAAUCAGAAUCCGAAUCAGAUGAUUCUGAGAAUGAAUUAAAUGACAGUGAAAGCGAAACCGAUAUUUCAGAUGAGGAGGAUGAAGAGCUGUGGGGAAACAGCCCACUUGCAAGUGUAGAGGGCUUGUGA
This is a messenger RNA of Amphimedon queenslandica, 1374 nucleotides long. RefSeq lists its product as uncharacterized. The record is from RefSeq and is a predicted model, not a curated record. Bases 1 to 1374 code for a protein of 457 amino acids. NCBI's taxonomy places the organism in Eukaryota, Metazoa, Porifera, Demospongiae, Haplosclerida, Niphatidae. Gene Ontology annotation, molecular function: nucleic acid binding. The transcript is spliced from 2 exons.